Molecule: messenger RNA, 1706 nt
Organism: Octopus bimaculoides (California two-spot octopus)
Lineage: Eukaryota; Metazoa; Mollusca; Cephalopoda; Octopoda; Octopodidae
Cellular component (GO): membrane
Source: RefSeq, a predicted model, not a curated record
UGGUAUGCAUGAACUGGUACAUGCAAUAAAGACGGUAUUUUAUCAAAAUAAAUAUCAGUUUCAAUAAAGUAACCCUCUCACGUUAAUGAAAGAGCUGAAGACGUCACUGGUAUAAAGUUACUGCUAAAAAAAGCAGUUCGGGCGAAUAGAUAUAUUGCCGUGAAUAAGGCAAGUUGUAUCACUAAUUAUCCUGGAUCGUCAUUUUUCUCUCGCCAACACAUGUCACGCAGCAGCAACUCUUCACAAAUAUGGAAUUCAAUGACGCAGCAACCAGAAAAGCUCCACCAGGCUUUGUAAACGGUGGAUACACAUCCGAUUUUCAGUAUACCACUGCAUCUGGACCACCACCUGAACCACCACCUACUUACUGGUCAUUUUAUCCAGAGGAACAACAACCACAACAACCACAACAACCACAAGUGAUUAUUCUUCAAAACAACCCACAAUCACAAUCAGAAUAUGUUAAAGAUUUAAUGCCUACAGCAAUUCUUGUCACCUUGUGCUGCUUUUUACCAACGGGCAUUGCUGCUAUUGCAGCUGCAUCUGAAGCAAAUUCAAUGGUUCAAAAGGGACAAAUAGAAGAAGCUAAGGUAGCAAGCAAAAGUGCAAAAUCAUUUAUUAAAAUAUCAUUUCUUGUUGGUUCUAUUUUGUUACUUACUGCUUCCGCAGCAAUAAUUAUAUUCAAUGUUCUACGAAGUUUCUGAUGAUGUCAACGACAAGUUGUUCAGUUCUUCAAGAAAUUAAUAUUAAAUGUGUUUUCUUUUCUUUAUAUUCAUCUUCAGCUAUAAUUAUGUAAAGUAUACUCAGCAAAAAAUGUUUAAAUAUAUUGAGUACUUCAAUCGACAAAUUACAUAUAUCAUAAUAAAUAAUAUGAUUCCAAAUAUUAAACAAUGAUAUAUUCUAAUCGGUGAACUCUACAGCCUUAGCCUGAUGGCAAGAACCACUAAAGAAGUAAAACUAUGAGAGUAUAGAGAUAUUCCUGAACAAAUUGUACCAUUUCUUCCCUCCGAUUUAAGCACCCAAGAAAGCAAUGGGUGGUGUUGUUGCAUUUUGCUUUUACAUGAAUCUUCUUUAUUAUUAUCUCAGGAACUAUCAAAGUUUAAAACCAUUUUAUGAACAUAAUCGUGAGACAAAACAAAUUUUUUAAACUCUUUUGUAGUUUUCAAAAUGUUGCCUUAAAGCCAAUUAUUUAUUUCACUGUUAAAUAUUCAACUAAGAUAAACUAGACUAUUGUUACACGAAAAAUAAACAGUUACAUAAAGACAUACCCAAAUGUUGCAGUACAUGUCAAUAUAAUAUUUUAGAUAAUGGUAGACAGCAUUGGCUAAAAGUGAAAACUACGUCAAAACAUUGACCCCCAAAUGAAGAGGAAUAUUACUUUUUGCUUUCACCCAUAACUAAUUGGUUUAAAUUGGUUUUAAUAUUUCAUCUAAUCAUGUUACAGAAUAGGAAGUGGAGUUCACAGCAAAUAUCUGAUUAUUUACUCGUAGUGUUUUAAUGAUUUUAUUUUCAAUGUGUGUAGUGAACAUAAACAUAUAUGAUUUGUAAGUAAAAUAAUAUCUGAAAGCAUUCUCCCCUCGCAAAGACUCCAUAUAUUAACUAAUGCAUUUGAUAACAAAAUAAUAGCAGUUUAAUAUUUGUAAACACACCAGUAAAUCAACUUGUAUAUUAUGUAAUCAACAUUCAAUGAAAUAAAGCAUUAUUUU